AUGGCGCUUAACCGACGAAAACUACCAUUCUGUCCACGGUCACAAAAAAUUGACACGUAUAAUAUGUUUGGUCAACAAGCAGCACAAACUACGCCUCAGUCAACUGUGAAUCCUAUGAACGAUUUUGAAGUUGUAUCACCUCCGGAUGAUUCGAUAUCAAGUUUGGCGUUCAGUCCAGCACACGUGUCUCAAAAUUUGCUUGUUGCUGGCUCUUGGGAUAGUCACGUCAGGUGCUGGGAAGUGGAAAAAACUGGAAAAACUGUUGCCAAGGCCAUGCAGAGCAUGACAGGACCUAUCCUGGACGUUUGUUGGAAAAUUGACAUGUAUAAUAUGUUUGGUCAACAAGCAGCACAAACUACGCCUCAGUCAACUGUGAAUCCUAUGAACGAUUUUGAAGUUGUAUCACCACCGGAUGAUUCGAUAUCAAGUUUGGCGUUCAGUCCAGCAUACGUGUCUCAAAAUUUACUUGUUGCUGGCUCUUGGGAUAGUCACGUCAGGUGCUGGGAAGUGGAAAAAACUGGAAAAACUGUUGCCAAGGCCAUGCAGAGCAUGACAGGACCUAUCCUGGACGUUUGUUGGAGUGAUGAUGGGACCAAAGUAUUUAUGGCAUCUUGUGAUCAAAUGGUCAAGUGCUGGGAUUUAGCUUCCAAUCAAUCGAUCCAAGUAGCUGCUCAUGAUGCCCCAGUGAAAACUUGUCAUUGGAUUAAGGGUUCAAGUUACUCAUGUUUGAUGACUGGUUCAUGGGACAAGACUUUAAAGUUUUGGGAUCUCAGAACGCCAACUCCAAUGCUUACGUUGAAUUUACCAGAAAAAUGUUACUGUGCAGCUGUUGAGUAUCCAAUAGCUGUUGUAGGCACAGCUGAAAGAUGGUUUUUAACCUAUAAGUUGGAAGGCCAACCAACUGAACUCAGCAGGAAAGAUUCCAUUGUAAAUUUUCAGAGCAGAUGCGUUGCCAUAUAUAGGGAUAAAAAAAAGGCUCCCACUAGUUACGCUGUGGGCACCGUAGCGGGUUGUGUCGGCAUUAAAUACUUAAACAGUCCCAAAGAUACUUUUAGAUACAAAUGCCACAGAUCACUUAAUGUUACGGGUAAAUUUCAGGAUAUUAAUAUGGUAAAUGACUUGGCGUUUCAUCCGGUUAACGGUACUUUGGCAACUGUUGGCGGUGAUGGGACAUUCGGUUUUUGGGAUAUAAAUGCUAGGACAAAAAUAAAAGUAUCAAAAACAAUGGGGAAACCUAUCACUAGUUGCUGUUUUGAUCGCAACGGGGAAUUUUUUGCUUACUCUGUCUCCUAUGAUUGGUCCAAGGGUCAUGAGCAUUAUAAUCCGAAAAUGACGAAUCAUAUCUUUCUUAGAUCUUGUUCUGAAGAUUUGAAACUGAAAUGA
Messenger RNA from Copidosoma floridanum, 1383 nucleotides. Its product is annotated as mRNA export factor-like. NCBI's taxonomy places the organism in Eukaryota, Metazoa, Arthropoda, Insecta, Hymenoptera, Encyrtidae. The record is from RefSeq and is a predicted model, not a curated record.